Aphanomyces invadans is the source of this 740-nucleotide messenger RNA. RefSeq lists its product as hypothetical. The transcript has 2 exons. The record is from RefSeq and is a predicted model, not a curated record. NCBI's taxonomy places the organism in Eukaryota, Oomycota, Saprolegniomycetes, Saprolegniales, Verrucalvaceae. The coding region runs from base 93 to 740 and encodes 215 amino acids.
CGCCGAAACUUCCGCGGCGAGAUGGGCGCGAGAUCGCAGCCGGCGGCGAUCAUGCAAUGCAACAACUCUGUUAGACGCCAUAGAAGAAGAUUAUGAAGAAGGGACGCUUGGUACCCUCGAUGCUGUGGAUCGGCGCUGUCGUGGGCCAAUUUGACACGCCGACUUUACCUCCUGAUUUUGCGCCCGUCGAAUACGACGCUUGUGCAUUCGUGGGAACUGACACGAGUGGCGUCAACCCUCUCUGCUGCCGCUUAUUCAACAAUAUGCAGUUGGACGUGCCGGUAUGCUUUGGCGACACGUGCUACGAAGCCAGCUUUGAUGCGAGCCAGCAGAUUCGAACUAUGUGCUGCGUUGACGGCGGGUGUUACACGACCAGGGAAGGGAUGAUCACGAACGUCCCUACGUCCCAACAAUUCCACCCACCGGCUCCCCAGUCACACCCUCUCCACCGACCGAUACACCGAUCCCAGAUCCAACAACACAGCCUCCAAUUCCACCAACACAACCAAGUAGCACUGAGCCUCCAUUUUCAACAUAUACUCCAUCUGCUACACCAACUCCGCCAACAGACCCACCUAUCUCUGACCCUCUACUCACUCAAGCACCCCCAACGCAGCCUCCAGUGGAGACAGACCCUCCAGCAACUCCAACUCCUCCAACAAACCCUCCAGCAACUCCAACUCCGCCAACAGACGCUCCAGCAACUCCAACUCCUCCAACAAACCCUCCAGCAACUCUAA